AUGACAACAGAAAGCUCCGUGCAGAACUUUCCGGCUCAGUGGCGCCAAAGCCAAACGCCGAACGCCAAUCUGUCGUUGCAUCAUCACUGGGACCAAUCCAAUGGCUUUGAGGAGGAGGAGGGCAGCAGCACGAGCUCUUUGGUUCUGAGACGACGGUUUAAAGAAGCUCUGAGGUCCAACGUCAUACGACCCCCACUUGGCUCGUGUUCGUUCUUCUGUCUAAACGGAGGUCAGUGUGUGAACUCUGAGUCAUGUGACUGCAGUCUGUUCCAGGCCACAGGUCAGAGGUGUCAGACAGUGCCUAACCAGGGCGCUGAGAGGGAGAUGACGUGUCGCAGUUGGGGUCAGUUCAACUACGAGACGUUUGAUGGACUUUACUUCAGAUUCUCAGGACGCUGCUCCUACACUCUGCUGCGGGACUGUGAGGACUCCAGGCUCAGUGUACAGGUGACCUCUGACCUCUGCUGCGGGACUGUGAGGACUCCAGGCUCAGUGUACAGGUGA
Molecule: messenger RNA, 504 nt
Organism: Knipowitschia caucasica
Lineage: Eukaryota; Metazoa; Chordata; Actinopteri; Gobiiformes; Gobiidae
Source: the annotation of a GenBank genome assembly